GAGAGGGGUGGCAAGAGCUGAGUUGGGUAUUUCCAACUUGGACUUUCACUUCUACUAACUGGGUGGGUUGGCCUUCCCCCUGAACGAAUCAAAUUCUUCUUCAGCAUCAAUUUGAAGGGCUGGUCUGGGUGUAUCAGGGUCAGAGAACUCAGGACAGCAGAGGAAGUCGGACUAGCGGCGGCUGAAGUCUCUGUGAGGGGUAAACCAGCUGCAAACACCAUGGAGGACCAGCGAGACCUCAUCUCCAACCAUGAGCAGCAGCCCAUGCUGGGAGGAAACGCAGGAGGACAACAACGGUCCUGUGGCCAGGGAGCCUUUUACACUGGCUUCUCUGUGCUGAUGGCCUUGCUCAUUGCUGGCCAAGGUGUGACCAUCUACUUCGUGUACCAGCAGCAGGGGAGGUUGGACAAGCUUACUGUCACUUCCCAAAAUCUACAGCUGGAGUCCCUGAAGAUGAAACUCCCUAAGCCCUCCCUUCCAAUGAACAAACUCCGAAUGGCUACACCCCUGCUCAUGAGGGAGCUAGAGCCCGAGAGCCUCCCAUCUACGGACUUGACCAAGAUUGGAAAUAAUACCAAGGACCAAGUGAAGUACCUGUUACUGCAAUCUGACCCCAGAAGGUCUUUCCCUGAGCUGACCAAGAGCUUUCAGGAGAACAUGAAACAACUCAAGAAAAACAUGGAAAGCAAGAACUGGAAGAAUUUUGAGAACUGGAUGCACCAGUGGCUUCUGUUUGAGAUGAGCAAGAAGCCCGACGAACACAAGGUUGAAGAAAAGAUUGAGCCUUCUCAGAAAGUUCUGACCAAGUGCCAGCUUGAGGCCAGCAGUGUUCCUCCCGUCCACCCGGGCAAGUUCUGCCCCAAGUGCGACGAGAAUGGCAACUAUGAGCCUCUUCAGUGCCAUGGCAGCACUGGCUUUUGUUGGUGUGUCUACCCCAAUGGCACCGAGGUCCCCCACACCAAGAGCCGUGAUCGCCAUGACUGCCAUGGUCCCUUGGAUACUGAAGAGCUGAUUUCUUCUGGACUGGGUCUUCCUAAGCAGCAAUGAUCUAAGAGAAAUAAGAACUGCAAGGGCUAAUCAAAUAGUCCCAGACCUG
This is a messenger RNA of Vombatus ursinus (common wombat), 1096 nucleotides long. RefSeq names its product CD74 molecule (gene CD74). The record is from RefSeq and is a predicted model, not a curated record. Gene Ontology annotation, cellular component: cytoplasm; membrane; cell surface. Gene Ontology annotation, biological process: positive regulation of type 2 immune response; intracellular protein transport; negative regulation of DNA damage response, signal transduction by p53 class mediator. Gene Ontology annotation, molecular function: macrophage migration inhibitory factor binding; MHC class II protein binding; cytokine receptor activity. The transcript has 9 exons. The coding region runs from base 220 to 1047 and encodes 275 amino acids. Lineage: Eukaryota; Metazoa; Chordata; Mammalia; Diprotodontia; Vombatidae.